Messenger RNA from Orycteropus afer afer, 5682 nucleotides. It is a transcript of the gene PAFAH1B1, whose product is annotated as platelet activating factor acetylhydrolase 1b regulatory subunit 1. The record is from RefSeq and is a predicted model, not a curated record. Gene Ontology annotation, molecular function: protein binding. NCBI's taxonomy places the organism in Eukaryota, Metazoa, Chordata, Mammalia, Tubulidentata, Orycteropodidae.
AGGGCGUUGGGGCAGCUCCUGUGACAGACGGAGCUGGAGCGGCGGGGCGGCGGCGGAGUCCGGCGGCGGAGAUAGCGAGUGAGCGAGCGAACGAGCAGCGACCUGGGGGUCUAGGGAUCGAGAAAGAGGAGGGAACGCUCGGGCACGAGCGAGAGAAGCCGCGAGCGCCAGGCUUGGGCUCGAGCCCCAGAACGGCAAAGGAGCCCGCCCGCUCCCCUCCCCUCCCCCUCCCCGGGACCGGGCCCAGCGCGCCAUCCUCCCCCUCCCUCCUUCCCUCCCUCCCUCCUUCUUCCCUUCCCUCUCCCUCUCCCCCUCCCCCGCCGGUGGAUGGGAGUGAAGGACGGAAGAGGCCCUGCGGAGGCGGCAGUGCAGCGCUCCGGUGGAAUGAACCUUACUUGUUGAAUAUCUCCCGAUUUCUGGUUGGAUUCACUUGUAAAAGGAUCAUUUUCCCCUGCGUGGAAGCCACUUGGUGGCAUAUUUAACUGUGUAAAUCCAGGGAUCACAAAACUUUUUAAGUUCCCAAAGGAGGGAGAUACCACUAAAUCAGAUAAGCUUGACAUUACAGCCAAAAUGGUGCUGUCCCAGAGACAACGAGAUGAACUAAAUCGAGCUAUAGCAGAUUACCUUCGUUCAAAUGGCUAUGAAGAGGCAUAUUCUGUUUUUAAAAAGGAAGCUGAGUUAGAUAUGAAUGAAGAAUUAGAUAAGAAAUAUGCUGGUCUUUUGGAAAAAAAAUGGACAUCUGUUAUUAGAUUACAAAAAAAGGUUAUGGAAUUAGAAUCAAAACUAAAUGAAGCAAAAGAAGAAUUUACGUCAGGUGGACCUCUUGGUCAGAAACGAGACCCAAAAGAAUGGAUUCCCCGCCCACCAGAAAAAUACGCAUUGAGUGGUCAUAGGAGUCCAGUCACUCGAGUCAUUUUCCAUCCUGUGUUCAGUGUUAUGGUCUCUGCAUCAGAAGAUGCUACAAUUAAGGUGUGGGAUUAUGAGACUGGAGAUUUUGAACGAACUCUUAAGGGGCACACAGACUCUGUACAGGAUAUUUCAUUUGACCACAGUGGCAAGCUUCUGGCUUCCUGUUCUGCAGAUAUGACCAUUAAACUAUGGGAUUUUCAGGGCUUUGAAUGCAUCAGAACCAUGCACGGCCAUGACCACAAUGUUUCUUCAGUAGCCAUCAUGCCCAAUGGAGAUCAUAUAGUGUCUGCCUCAAGGGAUAAAACUAUAAAAAUGUGGGAAGUGCAAACUGGCUACUGUGUGAAGACAUUCACAGGACACAGAGAAUGGGUACGUAUGGUGCGACCAAAUCAGGAUGGCACCCUGAUAGCCAGCUGUUCCAAUGACCAGACGGUGCGUGUAUGGGUGGUAGCAACAAAGGAAUGCAAGGCCGAGCUCCGAGAACAUGAGCAUGUGGUAGAAUGCAUUUCCUGGGCUCCAGAAAGCUCAUAUUCUUCCAUCUCUGAAGCAACAGGAUCUGAGACUAAAAAAAGUGGCAAGCCUGGGCCAUUCCUGCUGUCUGGAUCCAGAGACAAGACUAUUAAGAUGUGGGAUGUCAGUACUGGCAUGUGCCUUAUGACUCUUGUGGGUCAUGAUAACUGGGUACGUGGAGUUCUGUUCCAUUCUGGGGGAAAGUUUAUUUUGAGUUGUGCUGAUGACAAGACCUUACGUGUAUGGGAUUACAAGAACAAGCGAUGCAUGAAGACCCUCAAUGCGCACGAACACUUUGUUACCUCCUUGGAUUUCCAUAAGACGGCACCAUAUGUGGUUACUGGCAGUGUAGAUCAAACAGUAAAGGUGUGGGAGUGCCGUUGAUUGAGUCUCAUUUGGCCCCUCCUCCCUUUUUUCCUCUGGAUGCACUCUGAUGAUACCAUGGUUACCCCAUUGAGCUCUGUUUAAAUAAAUAUUGUCCUUUCAUGUAAAUUAUUCUGGAUGUAGAUUGAGCUUAUUAAAUGUUACACACAAAGUAUUCAUGCAUGGUGAAUCCAAAUUGUAUACUGUAAAUUUACAUACGUUGUCUAGAAGUAUCAUAGGGUUUAAAAACCUGGGCUGGCAUUGGUCACACCAGGCCUAAGAAGGCAGAAGUUGAAUAAAUUGAACUAGGGCACUAAACUGAAUAGUUGACAGUGUCAUUUUAUGUUGGAUUAUUAAUUCCUGUUUUCCUUUCUGCUAUCUGUUGGUGCCUGACUUGAUGGCCUCAUUUGGGGAAAGGUUGUGGUUAUUAGGGCUUUUUCUGAAAUGUGUAUCUAUGUAACAUCACUUAAGUGUGCUUAAUAAAUCUUCUUUAAGAUGUUAGAUAAUAAGGCUACGAUUCAAAGUCUUCUAAAACAUCUAUGUAAUUUAAUGGGGAUCACACAUUGGAAUUUUUGGAAUGACUCAAUCGCCAAAUCAGUAGGAUAUAUCUGUUUGGCAGCCUAGCAGGAAAGGCUCGUGGUGUGUUUAUGUAAGAGUGACUAUCAAUCUCAAAUAAGAAUAAUCUCGGCAUUUAACACCAAGUCAUUUAUUUCCUUUGGGUCGUAAUGCUUUGUAAACAGGUUUUUUUUAAAAAAAAAAAAAAAAAAACACUGUAAUACUCUAAGCUUUUAUUUUCCACACUAGACAUACUUCUAGUUGUAUUCUCCAUACUAUUAAACUGUAUAGUGGUAUGACUUCCAAAUAGAACUUAAGCUCCCUAUUUUGUGUGUCAUGGUACAAAUCACUAUUUGUUUUUGAUGUUUUAUAGGGAUGUGCAAUGUGCAUUACAUAAUGACAGAGAAAUAUUGAAAAGGUUAUGGUUGCCCAUCUUUAGGGAGUGGAAGAAAUACAGUAGUUUGUUUUUCACCAUGGAUCUGAUAUCAGUUUGAACUGUUUUUAACUUUCAAGUUUAAAACAGUUACAGGGUUUAAUGGAAUGUGCAUAAAAGUACUGUUUUCACUUUUGUUUAUAUACAAUGUUUAUAAGUAUAUGGGCCUAUCUGUAAAUGGGUAAGUCUGUAUAUAUAUACCACACACAUGCCACCUUUCUGUACUUGAGCCCUAGGUUUUUAAUGAAAUGCUAAAACGUGUAAUUAGAAUAAAUCUUGCUAUGGAAUACCAUGCUUUAGAACAAACCCUUUUUGAUGGUAAUGAUUCUGAAAAGUUGUGGGAAUUUUUCCUAAACUGAAGAAAAAUCACUUUAGUUAUUUUUCCCCCUAAAUUGGAACAUUCAGCAUUUUACACAUCCCUGAUGUUAUUGUAUAUGUUGAUUCAAAGUUACUACAAGUAGAUUUAAGAGAACCUUUAUCCAUGACUUAACGGAACAAUAUUCCAUUGCAGAUUAUUAAUAAAGAAUUCCAUUGCUUACCUAACCAAUUUCUUUUUUAAAGAAAGUCAUUUGAAAAGUUAACAAACAAUGAAAUAAUAGUGACAGGUUAACAAAGAUAAGUUUAUUCUGAAUUGUAUUUUAUUCAUUUGUGUAAUAUGUGAUUUUUUAAAUGUCCAGUUGAAUAAUUAAUGGAAAUUUGGUUCCUGAAAAAGACAAAGGGUGAGAGUUAGCGCCCUGUAGAUACACACAGAGAAUAGGCCAUGCAUUUACUAGAAGCAGCUUAAUGUCCAGCUUGUGUUUCUUAUCUGUCUUUUUUUUUCCCCCCCCUAAUAAUUCCUGAGAGACCUCUCUGGAAGAGAAAGUGUUUUGAGAACUAAUGGCUAUAUUUAAGGACAAUACAUUACAAUUUAAGCUAAUUCCUUAAAUACAGUAGAAUAACUUUCAGGACAAUAUUGCCUCACAACCCUGCUUACAUUGAGGAGUCUGUCCCUCAACCCUCCCUCAGCUGUUCUGACUGGAUUUUUCUACAGAAGCUAUGGAAAAUAUCUUUGUUCUCGUUUGCUGCUAUUUCCUGUCUUAAUUUGAGAAAUAUAAAUACAUAGAAAUGGUGCAUCUUAACAUUUGUUUGUACAUGUAUAAAUGUCUUGUGUUUUUAUUCAUUUUUAGCAUGUAGCAACACAAAUUGUUUAAGGGUAAGCCACAACAUCUAGAAAUCAUUCAUAGAGAUGAACAAUAAAGGAAAAAAUGGUACCGAUUUAGGAAGAAAUUAAGCUGCUUGUCCGCUGAGUUUCUUCCCCUGCAGCCUAUGGUGACUUUUGUUGACAAAGGAGGAGAAACAAUAUUACUCUGUAAGCAAAGUUAUCCUUACUUGAGAGAUUGCCACAGCCUGCUGCUUAGUUGAGUUACCAGACAUCCUCCAUUUAAGAAGCAGCGAACAUUGAAUCUCAGGGAUGGUCCUCAACUGGAUCCAAAUGUAACAAGCCCUGUUUGAAUAAUGAAGGAGGGUGGGGGAGAGCCAUCCAUCCACAAUCCGGAAUCAGAUUUGCAAAGGCUUCCUGUACUGUUGUUUGACACUGCCCUGUUGGUGCCCUUCCUUACUGUUUUCUCUGUCUGCUGUCUAACCCUGUGCCUUGCCUGGGAUAAGUACAAUGAUGAGGUUACUGGUUUGGAUUGUAAGUAGAGGAAUUUAUUAAUUGGUUUAGAGGUUCACUGCUGCUUUGUCACUUUCUUAAUCAAAUUGGCCAUCUAUUGAAGAAACAAAAAGCUGGUAGAACUGCAUCCUCAGAUGAUUAUUGACUUUGGUGUGUGUGAAGCCAAGAACAGACAUUCCAGUGCCACCCUAAUAAACCGUGCCCAAGAAGUCCUAGCUGCACUCUUGAAAGUGCAAGCCACGUAACCUGUGGUUGAGACAUCACGUGGCGAAUAGUUGCUGUUUGACAUGGCAUCUUGCACUUUAGGAGACUAAUACCGUCCUGUUGUGUCUGUGUGGUGUGACCAGUUGUGUGCCCAGAGCACUACUCUGAAAAAUCACUAGUGUUAGCAAGUCGUCCCGGGCUGUGGAGCGCUCGCUGUAGUCUUUCCGAAGCUUUGGCUCUAGAUUCACCAAGCCCAGUCUCCUUCCUGUCAGUGCCCUGCUCUCCUGUUCGCCUCUUUCUGUUUCUAUGUGAACUUCCAGGUAAUAUCACUCGUUAAAUAGUUUUUUGUUUUUGUUUUUGUUUUUCAAACUUACUUAAAACUAUUUAAAAGUAAAAGAUGUUUUGUUGACAGUGGUGGCUUGAUAAUCCUUAAGCAACUGAAGUUUAAAAAAAAAUUGUUGAAGAAAAAGGCACUUAAAAUGGUAACAUUUUCUGUCCAGCUGUAUAUGAGUCCAAUGUGUUAAUUACUCUAGAUGAUGCAAAGAAGAAUCUCAUGGUAGAGAAGCGAUAUGUACAAAAUUGGUGGAAAAGGUUUUGGGUUUUUCCAGCGGGUGGGGGGAGGGCAAGAUGGAUUUACAAGUCACGACUGGACUGAACUGGCCUUUUUAUCUUUCCACUAUAUCAUGUAAGUAGCUGCUUUCUUGUCCUGCCUCCCCUUCAGGCAUCCCUAAAGCUCACUCUGAAGAUGUUAGAAACAAACACAAAGUCUUCGAGUUAGAAGUUGAUCUUGACACUGACAUGAAGGCAAGCAUUGAUUUCAUACGAACAUUGGAGAGGUGGUAAUUGGAGAAAACAGUUCCCCAGAUUGUAAGAGUUAACUGAAGAUAUUGACACAAUUUUAAAAAAUCAGUAAAGGAAUGUAUAUAAUAUUGCUCUUGUGUUUUACAGUAAGAUUUGUUGCUCUCAGACUGUGUAAAACAAAAUUUAUUCAUGUUUUCUGCAUAUUAAAAAAAUCUUAUUGUACCAAUUGGUAAACUAUUAAAUGCCUAUAAAACUA